Panonychus citri (citrus red mite) is the source of this 1443-nucleotide messenger RNA. RefSeq names its product interferon-inducible double-stranded RNA-dependent protein kinase activator A homolog (gene loqs). The record is from RefSeq and is a predicted model, not a curated record. Lineage: Eukaryota; Metazoa; Arthropoda; Arachnida; Trombidiformes; Tetranychidae.
AAAUUAUUUUUGAUUAGUUAAUCUACAAAACUAAUCUUCCGAUAUUGUUGACCAAUUAUCCAAUGAGUGAUUUAACCUGUUGACCAUUUAACAUUUAAAAACAAGUUACAAUCAUAUUGACCAACAUCAGUUUCUUUGUGCUCUUCAUACACUUGAUGUUUCCUUCAUUGUUUUAAUUUAGUUUUUUUUUAUUCUAAUUGCUCUUAACAUUUAAUUAACGCCUAAUUGAUUGAUCAUCUUGAUUUUACUCUUGUCUUAACAUUUUACCCUUUUGUCUUAUCUAAUUGAAUUGAUUAAAAAAUGGAACUUGCCAAGACUCCUGUCAAUGUACUUAAAACCUUUUGUGCCAAAAAGAAUUGGACCGUUGAGUAUAACAUGAUCUCCGAAGAGGGAAGAGUCCAUGAGCCAACAUUCACUUAUCGGGUUUUCAUCGAAGAAACGGGUCAUUCUGCUCUUGCCGCUGGUUUCAGUAAAAAAAAGGCCAAACAAGCGGCUGCCCUCAAGGCCUUACAAACCCUCGCCGAGAAUGAUGAAGAAGCAAAAUCCGAAUUGGAAACAAUUGAAGACAGUAUUCCAAAUGAUUUGGAAACUUCGUUUGCCACCGAAAAGUCAAAUCCCGUCGGUAAAUUGCAAGAAGUUUGCAUGAAAAAGAAAUGGUCUCCACCGAACUAUCUUAGUGAAGAGGAAGACGGUCCACCACAUUGUAAGACUUUCACUAUCACUUGUGUACUGGAAAAUUUGGACCUCGAAUCGAAAGGCCGAGAUAAAUCAAAGAAAGGCGGUAAAAAGAUCGCAGCUCAAGAGAUGCUCAACCUUCUCGAAUUGAAAGGACUUUAUGAUGCUUCAAGUGAUUCGAGUAAAAGAGGGAAAAAUUUUAUUCCACUCAAAGGAGAUGAUUCCGAAUGUGAUAAAAGUCAACUUUUCCGGGAAUUGACUGACCCCUCACAUCAUAACCUCGACGAGGUCAUUUCAAUAAUAGACAACAAUGAAAGUGAAACAAUUAAUCAGCCUGAUCGUGAUUAUGUCACAGCUCUAAAUAAGGCAAGCCAAUUUAUCGGAGUAGAAAAUAAGAUUAUUGAAAUCAACAAUUCUACCGACGGUAAUUUCCAUGUUGCUAUUCACCUGAAAGCUGAUACAUUGAAUCAUCUUCCAAUUUUAACCGGAUACGGAACUGAUGAAAUCCUUUCCAAGGCCAAACAAAAAGCGGCUUUUACUGCGCUCACUUUAUUGGAUAAAGUUCGAUACGUUUAAUCAUCGAAAUUCAUUAUUUUAACAAUCAAUUUUAAUCUCAUUUUAUCGCCAGAAAAAUAUAUCUAUUAACCAUAAUUAUUAUUAUUGUAUUAUUUUAAUAACGAAAAAUGGUUUUUAUGUUAAUCUUAAUUUUUAAAAGUAUUGAAUUGAAUUUAACAGGAAGAAAAUAAAUUGUAAAUAUUGGAAAGUUAA